UUUUUUGUUUAAAAAUAAUUAACAAUCUGUACACUAAACAUAUAAUCAUUAAAAAUCAAUUAAAAACCAAAUAUAAAUAACUAAUUAAAAAAAAGCAAUCAUUUAAAUCCUAUAAUUUUAAAAGUAUAAGGCAACAUAAUUAUUAACCAAAAAACCUUAUCUUAACAACUAAAAACUAUCUUUAUACUGAAUAUCCACACUAAACAAUCUCUCUCUAUACAAACGAAAGUUUUAUAUCUCUUUUAACUCUUAGGAAAAAAAAAACUCAAAGUGAUGAAAGACUUAAUGAAAAAUUCUUGUGAAAGUAGCACUACCUUGAAUGAAGUGUUUAGUGUUAAAGAUAAAAAAACCAAAGUCAAUUUAAAUAGUAUUUACAAGAAGAUAUUUAAAAUGAACAAAACAUAAAAUUAAAAGAAAAAAAUCAUGAAACGUGAGGAAUACGACCGUGAAAUGUAAAUGAAACACAGAGAUGAUUAUGGAGCUAUUCCUAUUCGUCGUACUCAUUAACAACAGCCUUAAGGUACUUCUUACUAUCUUUGUGGAGGUGUUUCUGUUGAAGUUGAAUCUAUGUAAACUGAAUAAUAACCAAAAAGUGAAGUACUUGCUAACGGCUCUCCUUCCAUGCUUAACUAGUUCAUGCAAGUCCUUGGUGUCGAGCUCUUUGAAGAGUAGGGAUUGGUUGAAGUUAAAAUCCAAAACACACAAAAAGGUCUAACCAACUUUAAAUUUUUGUCUGAUAUCUUGUCUGCUUCAUCCUCUGAAUAAAUGAAAACCUAUGGAAACGACAUUGAAAGCUAUUACAAUUUUAUUUAGAAUCUACUUCGCAAAAAGAAUAUGUGUGAACAAGUUGAAGGCUUCAAUAAAUUUUCUGAAAUAGUAAGCAACAAGUUUGACGAAUUUGAUAAAUUUUUAUAGAAGACUGUAUAGAAUGUAAAGAAAAACCAUAACAUUUUCACUUACAGAGUUUAUAAAUUUGACUUAUUUGAUUUUGAAUUCAAGAUGAAGUCUUACGGAUACUCAGAAGAUUUCAUAAAAACCCUAGGCUACAAUGGAGUUUAACAAUUUAAAGGCUAAAUCAUGCACUAAGGCCUUCCCGAGAUUUUUACCAUGGAAACAAGAUAGAAUGUUGCUAAAGCUCACAUGAAGCAAAUCUCUUAAAAAUAACACUAAUUAAACAAUAUCUAAUGCAAACUAGUCUCUUUAGACGGUAUUGAAAUAGACACCCACUUAGAUAUGAUGCUGAUUCCCUUCUAUGAUAGCAACACUCCUAUAUACAAUAACUUAUUCGAUUGUUCUGCAAUGAUAGAAAUAAGUACUUAUGAUAUUUCAAAGUCAGCUCUAAGAUAAGUUAUCAAUAUGCGUCGCGAAAUCAACUACGAUUUCAAUGAUGCUAUUAAGCAAGACAUAUACUAUGAACUAGAAAGUUAAUUGUUUGUAGAUAAAUUUUACAGCAACUCUCCUCUAAAAAUUAAAAAAUAAUAACCCCUAAACUCUUAAUAAAACUAAUAAUAAAAUUAAUAAGCAUAUGAAUUUGCAUAAACUUUAAAUAUAUCUCCUGCUAUGGUCAAAUAAUAAUCAUAAAACAACUGUGAAUCCUAUUGUAACUCUGCCAACGAAGACACUUCUGCUGACACUGGCUUUGAACUAUCUCAAAACACAAAUUUCAAAUAAACUAACAAAGUAUGCGGCUUUAGAUAUGUUACAUUACAAAACUGA
Molecule: messenger RNA, 1716 nt
Organism: Tetrahymena thermophila SB210
Lineage: Eukaryota; Ciliophora; Oligohymenophorea; Hymenostomatida; Tetrahymenidae
Exons: 1
Source: RefSeq, a predicted model, not a curated record